Messenger RNA from Limulus polyphemus (Atlantic horseshoe crab), 8435 nucleotides. It is a transcript of the gene PCB, whose product is annotated as pyruvate carboxylase, mitochondrial-like. Gene Ontology annotation, cellular component: cytoplasm. The transcript has 21 exons. The coding region runs from base 178 to 3735 and encodes 1185 amino acids. Gene Ontology annotation, molecular function: metal ion binding; pyruvate carboxylase activity; ATP binding. Gene Ontology annotation, biological process: gluconeogenesis; pyruvate metabolic process. The record is from RefSeq and is a predicted model, not a curated record. NCBI's taxonomy places the organism in Eukaryota, Metazoa, Arthropoda, Merostomata, Xiphosura, Limulidae.
GAUUGGUUAAUAAGAACACACCUCCAGUUGCUAUCUCUUGUCGCAGAGGCUAUGAAGACUGUUGUGUCCUUGUGUUGAGACUGCUGUCGUUUACAAGGUUAUCGUAGCUCUAGCAGUGUAGCUUGUCGAGAGCUUCCAACGGAUACCAGCAUAAGUGGCUGCUUACAGUAAAAGACAAUGACAUUUCUUCUGGGGUUGUCCCGAAUCGGGAAAAAGAAGACUACGUUGACAUGUAUGUUUCACAGAUUGAAGCUGAACUCUUUUCUGUUAUACAGCAGUUCUGCUACACACCAACCCAUUAAAAAAGUUUUGGUUGCUAAUAGAGGUGAAAUAGCCAUCCGUAUUUUCAGAGCAUGCUCAGAGCUGGGCAUACAGUCAGUGGCUGUAUAUUCGGAACAAGAUACAAUGCAUAUGCACCGACAAAAAGCCGAUGAAUCAUAUUUGAUUGGACGAGGUUUACCUCCUGUACAAGCUUAUCUAAACAUUCCAGAAAUUAUCAGAGUAGCUCAGGAAAAUAAUGUUGAUGCCAUCCACCCUGGCUAUGGUUUUCUAGCAGAGCGUGCAGAUUUUGCCCAAGCAUGUAUAGAUGCAGGAAUCAAGUUUAUUGGACCAUCUCCUAAUGUAAUGGAAAGAAUGGGGGAUAAAGUGGCUGCCAGGAAAUCUGCAUUAGCUGCAGGAGUUCAAGUUGUACCAGGAACCCCAGAUCCAAUUACAGAUUCUAAAGAAGCUUAUGAAUUCUGCCAACAGCAUGGAUUUCCAGUUAUUCUUAAGGCUGCAUAUGGUGGUGGAGGACGUGGGAUGAGAGCAGUUCACAACUUAGAAGAUGUGGAAGAAAAUUUUAAAAGAGCUGUAUCAGAAGCAGAAGCAUCAUUUGGCAAUGGAUCCAUGUUUAUUGAGAAAUUAAUUCAGCAUCCUCGCCAUGUAGAAGUUCAAAUCUUAGGAGAUUAUGAAGGUAAUGUUAUACAUCUUUACGAGAGAGAUUGUACUGUUCAGAGAAGACAUCAAAAGGUUGUGGAAAUUGCUCCAGCACCAAAUCUUGACCCAAAGAUCCGAGACAGAAUGACUGCAGAUGCUGUAAAACUAGCAACGAAUGUAGGAUAUCAAAAUGCUGGGACAGUUGAAUUUCUUGUAGAUGAAAAGGACAACCAUUACUUUAUUGAAGUCAAUGCAAGGUUACAAGUAGAACAUACAAUAACUGAAGAAAUAACUGGUAUUGACUUGGUGCAGUCACAGAUUAAGUUAGCUGAAGGAUAUACCUUACCAGAACUUGGCAUGAUUCAAGAUAACAUAGAGACCCGAGGCUGUGCCAUUCAAUGCAGAGUUACCACAGAAGAUCCAUCAAAGAAUUUUCAACCAGAUACUGGAAGGUUAGAGGUGUUUCGUAGUGGUGAAGGUUUUGGCAUUAGAUUAGACAGUGCUUCAACCUAUGCGGGUGCCAUCAUAUCUCCAUACUAUGACUCUCUUCUAGUCAAGGUUAUUGCUCAUGGAAACAACAUGAGGGGAGCAGCUUCAAAAAUGAUCAGAGCUUUGAGAGAAUUCAGAGUUCGGGGUGUGAAGACCAACAUUCCGUUUUUGCUCAAUGUUUUGGAGAAUGAAAAUUUCCUAGCUGGAACAAUUGAUACAUGUUUCAUUGAUGAGAACCCUCAGUUGUUCAAUAUUCAACCUAGCCAGAACCGUGCACAGAAGCUUCUUUACUACCUUGGUAGUGUUAUGGUUAAUGGACCCAUGACACCUCUUUCUACACCCCUAAAACCUUCUGAAAUUGAGAUAUCAAUUCCAGAAAUUCCUGCAGGUGUGAAGCCUCCAAUUGGGUGGAGAGAGAUUCUUCUUAAAGAAGGCCCUACUAGUUUUGCCAAAGCUGUUAGAAAUCAUAAAGGUACUCUACUCAUGGAUACCACUUUUAGAGAUGCUCAUCAGUCAUUACUUGCAACACGGAUACGCACCCACGAUAUACUGAAGAUCUCACCUUUUGUGGCACAUAACUUCACCAAUUUCUACAGCUUGGAGAACUGGGGAGGAGCUACAUUUGAUGUAGCCAUGAGAUUUCUCCACGAGUGUCCAUGGGAAAGACUAGAAAGGAUGCGUCAACUUAUACCAAACAUACCAUUUCAAAUGUUGCUUCGUGGUGCCAAUGCUGUGGGAUACACAUCCUAUCCUGAUAAUGUCGUCUUCAAGUUUUGUGAACUAGCCAAACAGUGUGGGAUGGAUAUUUUCCGUGUUUUUGAUUCUUUAAACUACCUUCCAAACUUACUGCUGGGCAUGGAAGCAGCAGGAAAGGCUGGUGGAGUAGUGGAAGCAGCCAUUUCUUAUACUGGUGAUGUUUCUAACCCAUCAAGAAAAAAAUAUGAUCUUGACUAUUACUUGAAAUUAUCUGAGGAGUUGGUGAAGGCUGGUACUCAUGUGUUGUGUAUAAAGGAUAUGGCUGGUCUGCUGAAACCCCGAGCUGCAAAGUUGCUAGUUUCAGCUCUCAGAGAUCGUCAUCCAGAUAUUCCCAUCCACAUUCACACUCAUGACACUGCUGGAGCUGGUAUUGCAUCCAUGUUAGCUUGUGCUGAAGCUGGAGCUGAUGUUGUAGAUGUUGCUGUAGAUUCCAUGUCAGGCAUGACUUCUCAGCCAAGUAUGGGAGCUUUUGUUGCCAGUUUACAGGGAUCAGAGUUGGACACCAAUAUUGAUCUCCGAACAAUCAGCAAGUACUCAGCUUUCUGGGAGCAAACACGCACCUUGUAUGCUCCAUUUGAAUGUGCAGUCACCAUGAAAAGUGGCAAUGCUGAUGUCUAUGAGAAUGAAAUUCCUGGUGGCCAGUAUACCAACUUGCAGUUUCAAGCUUUCAGUCUAGGGCUAGGUGACCAGUUUGAGAAAAUUAAGAAGACUUAUGCAGAAGCCAACAAACUUCUUGGUGACAUUAUCAAAGUGACUCCUUCAUCCAAAGUUGUUGGUGAUCUUGCACAAUUUAUGGUCCAGAACAACUUAACUGCCGAAGAAGUGGAACAAAAAGCAGAAGAUUUGAGUUUUCCAAGUUCAGUGAUUGAAUACAUGCAGGGCUACAUUGGAGAGCCUCCUGGUGGUUUCCCAGAGCCACUACGCUCCAAAAUAUUGAAAGGACUGACACCUCUUAAAGGCAGACCAGGGGAGAGUCUUGCUUCAUUGGAUUUUGACAAGUUAAAAGCUGAUCUUUUAGAAAAGCAUAAUAUCAGAAUCAGAAAUACAGAUGUCAUGAGUGCUGCGAUGUAUCCUAAAGUCUGUGAUGAUUUUCUUACCUUCAAAAGUGAAUAUGGACCAGUUGACUUGCUAGCCACACGCAUUUUUCUUGUGGGUCCCAAAGUCGCUGAGGAGUUUGAUGUGACUAUAGAAAAAGGUAAGACAUUACACAUCAAGACACUUGCUGUAAGUGAGGACCCAACCAAGUCUGGGGAAAAAGAGGUAUUCUUUGAACUGAAUGGUCAGCUGAGGUCUGUGUUCAUUAAGGACAAAUCAAUAACUGAGGAUCCAAGGCUUCACCCCAAAGCAAUUAAGGGAGUUCGAGGUUCAGUAGGUGCCCCUAUGCCAGGCACUGUCAUAGAUAUUCCAGUAGAAGAAGGCCAGAAGGUUGAAAAGGGAGCACCUUUGAUUGUGUUAAGUGCCAUGAAAAUGGAAAUGGUUGUUCAGGCUCCCAUGUCCGGCACCAUCAAAGCCUUACGUGUCACAAAAGGCAUGAAGUUGGAGGGAAAUGACUUGCUUCUUGAAAUAUCUGAAUGAAAAAUUCGAAUAUUCUGAAGUUAUACAACAUAGUUUUUUGUGUUUUAAUUAUUGCAAUUAACAUGAAUAUCUUGAUUUUUAUAUGAAUAACAAAGUAGGUGCAGUGCACUGGUGCUGAUGCUCUCUAUUAAAAAUUAGCAUUGCUUCUAAUUCACUGUAAAAUGCUAAAAGCUUAUGCAGAAUUCUCAUAUAUAGGGUAUCUAGCACACACACAAGUCGGCAACUUUUAAUUUUUAUACAUAAGAAAAAUAACAUUAAAACUUUAAGAAAAUUUUAGGGGAUGGAAAAUACUGAAACAAAAAAAAACAGCUUUACAAUUAUAUAGUUCGGUAUUAUUUCUUGCAUUCAAUUGCUUAUUGUGUACCAAGUGUGUGAGUAGAUGCACUCAUUUGCUUUACAUUCCUAAGUGUGGAUUUCCCUUCUUUGCUGCUAAAUCUUGUCAUUAAUAUGAUAAUAUAUCUUGCUAUAUGCGAGCCAAAAAGAUGGUAACUCACUGUAGUACAUUAUCUACGGGUUUAUGAUUAUUUUUAUAUAUAAUCAUAGUUAAUCCUACGUAUCAGAGAAUACUUUAUAACCAUGGAACAAAUGAUAUUAAUAUCACUAAACUUGUAAAAUGGCAUGCUAGGUUUUACUAAUUAAAAAUAUAAAUUUGUACAUGACUUCCACUUCCUUGGUUGCACACAUGUACUUUAUGUUGUUGGAUUUGCCACAGAAACUAAAAUGAUUAGCAUUGUCUACAUUAAAACAUAACAUUAUGAAUAAACCCUCACCUCGUAUUAUUAAUUUUUUUUAUGUACAUUUAUAUUACGUACUGUUGAAGAGAGAAAGAAAGUUUGUAGUAUGUUGUUUAGACUUAUAAAAUAUUAAUUGAUAGGACACUUUAUUUUCAAUUUUAACAUUAGUUUGAAUGUAUUAUAGACAUGCUGCAAUGCCACAUUGAUUCACACAAAUACUUUCAACUAACUUGGAGUUUAUUUUUUGAUGUGGAAAUUGUUUGUUUUUGUAUGAGAACCUCUGUUAGUAUGAAUCUUUGUGUUACUGUAAUGAUCUAUUUUCAUAAAACAAAACUAGUUCUACAGCACCACCACCACCCUUUUUUUUGUGCAUAAAAUUCAAAUUAUGUAGUGAAUUAUUCUGAAAUUUAUGUCAUAGCAAACAAAAUAGUAAGCCAGUUUAACACAAAUUUUAAAAAUACAGAUUUUUAGGACUUGCUGUACAGUAUACUAAUAUUAAAAAAACAAACAUUAAAAUAUAAAUCUUUCAUUAGCUCUGUUAUGGUUUAAGAGAUUCAUGAAAGUGAAAUAGACUCAACCAUAAUGUUUCAUAUAUCAUUGAGUUAAUGUGGUUAAGGUUUUUUUUUCCCCCUUUCCAUCUUAAAAUCUUGUGUAUAAUAGUUUCAGUUAAUUGUUUUAAUAAUUAAUCUGCAACUUGAAUUUUAAAAAAUUCCAAAAUGAGAGAUUUAUCAUCUUACUGGAUGGUACAUUGUAAUGUUUUAAAAUUGUGCAAGAGUGUAACAUUAACAAAUACAUUUUCUGUCAUCUGCUUCUAGUGUUUAAAGUAAAGAAAAUUAAGAAUUAGCUAGUCACUGCUUCAUUAAAUAAGUCAUAACACAUUCAAAAAUCUUCAUUAUACGUUAGUUUUAGUUUCACAAUGAAGUUCGUUAAAUGAGUAUGAAUCUCUUGAAAGAAAAAAAAGUCCCUUAUUAAGAGGAUCCUUUAUCUUGUAACUGGUUUAUAAUAAACUAUAUAUAGGUGUGAAAACAUUUUGAACUUUUUUUAAGGAAGAGAUAAGUGAUUGCUGCAAGCAGAAAUUGAUUUUAAUUUUGAUCCAUUGAUUUAUGGUAAUUAUAAAUGUUGUUGUCUUUAAUUCUGAGUACUGAAUUAUCAAAACUUUCAUAAAGAUCAGACUGUAACUAGUUUAAUUAUUUCUUCAUUGCAUUGGAGUCUUUGAUGUGAUCUCACACACACGCACACAUGACUUUAUAUAUAUCCUACUUAUUGCCUAUGUUAUUUCUCACUCUGUUUUGAAUUACUUUUAUAUAAACUUGUACAUUAUUUAAUUACAAAGAUUCUAACCAUAAAACAUUAAAUGCAGUUACUGGUUUGUAACUUUUGUAUUAGAAUUUGUAUUGUGUAUGAAGAAUUUUUAGUUCUGACAUCAGUGGUUAUUAACCAAGAGAGCUACAUACAUAAUAGUCCAUUUUUAUUUACACAUUGCAUUCUGUUGUGGUUUUUGUUUCAAUACUACAGAAAAUAGUGUUUCAAUCAAUCAUUCGCAUAAUAUUGACUGAAUUAAAGCAAACUAAGUAGGUUUUUUCUUUCUCAUUCCUUCUUAAAAGGGUUCUAUUGCAAAAUGUUUUCAUGGUAUAUUUACCUCAAGAAAAUAAAUUUCUUCUAUGCAUAGAUGUUUGUAUUGAAUUCUCUCUCUCUCUUGUGUUUUUUGGUAAAUAAUAUUGUGUUACUGAUACUUACUCCAAUUGGAAUUUGCAAAUGAUUUAAAUACAACUAAUAGUUACAACUUGCUUGCGUAAUUUAGUUCACACUAUACAGUUCUAGGAACUGAUGAUAUAAAUAGUGCUUCAACCACUUCUAUGUCUGUCUUAUCCAGCCUGAUGAGUUCUAAUAUUGGAAUGAAGGGCCUCAUUACCAUUGAAUGUAACAGAUGUUGUGUGGUUGACAUAUUAUAUAUUCUUUUUUGUUUUCACUAAAGUUCUCAGAAUUUCUUGUAAAAUACAACCAGUUUAAUUUCAACCUUUGGAUUACAAGUGUAGUUUCAACAAAUUCCUCUAUGUGUUCUUUGUUUUCAUCAGACUGCCCAGUGUAAUGUUGUGAUUUUUUUAUAGUCAUUUAUAAACAUAAUAUUCUGACUUUGCUCAUUAUAAUAAUAGCGGGUUAAAUAUCUCAUCAAAUUUAUUUACUUGCAUUUGUUGAUGUUAUAAUAGUGGAGCUGUAAAUUUACAUGAACAGUAAUACUUAAAACAUCAUUUAACAUAGUUAUUGGAAAGUUCUUUGGAGAUAAUGUUGUCAAAUAUAAUAACUAGGAUUUUUGAAAGAUGAACUAGAAUUUUGUAAGGAUUUUCAUGGUAGGAGGGAGAGCUACAGAAUACUUUUUGAUUUUUCAGGUGAAGACCAUAACAUACAAAAAAAAAAGUCAUCAGAAUGAAAUUUUUUUUUCUUUACACAUUAAAAUAAAUUUAUUGGAGAUCAUUUCAUUUUUAUAUUAUAUCUUUAUUAGGAUGGUAUUAAGUUAUAUCCUAACAUUAAGUAACAAAUAUAAAACUGUAUUUCAAAAUCUUGAAUAAAGACCCAAACCCAUUUUUAUUUCAUAAAAAUUUGACAAGAAUUUUUACAGGAAAAAUAUUAGUCAGUAAUGGUUGCUUUGCCCUUAAAGAUUAUAUAUAUACCAUGAUUUGGAAUCCAUCUUUUUGGCUAUACCUGAGUGUGCUUAAAACAGUUUUUGAACAAAAUGAAAUUUACACUGAAUAUUUUAGGAUGAUAAAUUAACCUUGUAAGGAGAGCCUCUCUCUUCCUAUCAUUAGGUUGUACAAAUGUAAUAAGUUUGAACUUAGUUUACAGAAAAAUAUGUUAUUAUAUUUUAAAAGUUUAAUUUUCUUUGAAAUUUAUAUUUGCUAUUGAUAGUUAUAAGAUUUAUUGAGGUGAGAAUAAAAUUUGGUAAACAACUGAACUGGUUGUGUGAUGUCUGUUAUUCAUAUAUUUAUGCAUACUAGCAAGAUUAAGAUAAUAUUUUAUUCUUUAUAUAUUUGUUCUGUUACAGAGUAAAUUAAAAAUGAAAAUAAAUAUGUAUUCUGUGUAGUAUAAAAAGUAAAUUGUUAUUAGUGUAAACAUUUUGUAAAGUAAAUAUUCUGUUAGCAAAGAUCAUUUUAUUAAGGUGUAGAUUAAGUGUUUUUAGAGUAUUCACGUCAAAUUUAGUUUUAAAAAAAAGAUUUCGUACAGAAUUGUUCAAAUGUGGGAGUUUGAUAGUUAAAUACAUUGUAAUUUGUUCUUAAUGUUUUGAUGUCUUUAUUCAGAAUCUUGCUCUCCUGAUGGUGGUGUUUCCAUGUGUUAUGGCAAGUUAACAACUUACAUUUGACAAAAUGGCAUUUAAUAUAUAUCAAGACGUGUGUAUAAAUGAACAUGAAACAAACACUUUUUAUGUUAAGAUCAGUAAUGCUAGAUCAUGUUUGAAAAGAAUGUGGCAUUUCUUAGUAAAAGAACAGGUUUAAUAUUAGCCCAGAGAUGAUAACUGGACUUCGCAUAUUAAAAUAUCAUUAUUAUUAGACAAGAAAUGUUCUUUCAUCCUUUAAGUAAGAAUAACUAAGCUGCCUCAUUACUUCUGAGGUUUUAAACCUAGUAGCUAGAAAAAAAAAUCUUCAAUCAUUGAAAAUUAACACCACCUCUAAAGUACCAAGUGUGAGAAAUGUCUGUAUGACGUUAUCCUUUCGUCUUCUUUUUCAUCAAAAGUCUAUCAAUUCAAGCAUUGUAUCUAGCCAAUAUGUUAAUGAGCAGAUGGUAAAUAUAAGAGUAUGAAGGCUGCUUAACAUUGCUCUUAUCUGUGCUAUUGUAUCGCCAAUAAUAAACACGUUACGUUUUCAACAGAUAAGUCAUAAAAAAAAUCAAGCUACUUGACAAAUAAUGAUAAAAAUGAAUAACUGUAUACAAGUUCAUACAUUAGAAAUGACAUUUUUAAUGGUAUACAGUAGA